AUGCCGUCAACAUUCAAUCAAGAAAUCUGUUUCUUCGUCAACGGAAGAAAGGUAAAAUAUCUUUAAUAUGGGUUUUACAAAAGCGACUGUGCAGCUUUUCAAAGACACAUUUCCUCAUAACUGCAUCAUUUUCAGUUAAAAUGAAAGUGAACUAAAUAACGCAGUAAUAGGUGGGGUAAUACGGUAGAGACAAAGUGACAAAAGCAAAAAACAACUCGCUGAACUAAUAUUUUAGUAAUCGCGACGCUUAAACUGACAUCGAAUCUUGUAUACUUUUGUUCAGUGGAACAAUGGAACUACAAUCAGGCAGUAAGUUAAGCAUGGUUCUGGAAGCAGAUUGGCUGACUAGAUUGCAUUGUGGCGAUUGCCCAUAACGAACGCUUUUAUUUUUACAGAUAUCCACUAUUGUCAUACGUACUGUAGCACAAGCACUCAGUUAGGGUCGAAUAGAUUUACUAGAUUGUAGAAUUAACUCGAACUUCUCCAUAGUCAUACUCGGCUGCGCCUGCUUAUGCAGUUUUCUAAAGUUAAUUUUUCCAUUCAUUUCCUAAUCCAGCGCCAUACAUGCUUUUGUCCACCGGUAAUGAAAACAUUCGCGUCAGUUUGUAGCUUAAGAAACUUUGCUGAUCAGUAUUUUUAUCAGUAGAAACUUCCUUGUUUUGUUUUUGUUUUUUGUCCUUUUCAAGCUUCGAUUAAGACCAGUAAGUAAAUAUCCAUUGAAGAGCGGUUUCUAAUCAGUAAACUUACUUAGUUUAAAGGUGAUACGACUAAAGUGAGCGGGGGUAUUGCUCCACGAAGUCGCAAAAUCUUACAGAUGUUUGUAAAGUGGGGUCACGUACUUCCUCCCACGAUACAAACGUCUGUGAAAUUUCGCCACUUUGCCGAGCUAUAUGUUAGUUACUUUUAGACAAAUCACUCUAAAAGUUGGCAAAUUUACUGCAUUUAAGGCGUUCUCUCCAGCGGUGUUAAUAACUGGUCCCAGUUUAAAAUAGGAAAAACAAUGGAACGAUCUGCAUAUCCGCAUAAUACAUACCAGAAGCGUUGCGCAGUGGUUAUAUUAAUAACCCGAUCGCCAGUUUUUAACCAGAUAAAACUUGUUCUACCGAUUUUAUGCAUUAUUAAAUUCCACGCGGGCGGCGUUAACAAAAACACAAACAAGAAAUAUCUUUCCCGUUAACUUUUUUGCAGGUACUUUGGUUAUUAGUUGUGCAAAGCCUUUACGCCAAAUUUUAUUAUUCACUUGAUCGAACUGUUAUUAGGCCAAUUGGUCAUGACAGCUGAUUCCUAACCGUUUGCCGCCCUCCCCUCCCCACCCUCCACCCUAAAUGACCCGACUAUCUUGUACCAUCAAAAACUGCCGGGGGCGGGGGGAAGGAAAAUACUCCCUUUUUCAAACCAUAUUGGUAUGCCGCCGCCCCAAAGGGUAUCGUUUUUGUGCCGUUUCGGUUUGAAAACGGGUAUAGUCAGAGUUUGCAGAUUUUGGUCUGGAAUCAUGUAUGGUUUUCGAGGGAACUGCGGGAUUGUAUGAACGUAUUUGUCGUUUCAGCUUCAAAUGAAUAAGAAAGAAAGAGUAAUAUGCAAACUCCAAAAGGAUUUGAAGAAAUCUUUUUGUUGGCGUUUUAAUCUAAGUAAUGAUGACAUAAUUUUUACCUAUGUAAACAUGUAUGUUGCGUGUUUUGACCUCCUCCAGGUUUGAAAACGGGUUGGGAUUUUUGAGGCCAGCUCUGAAAACGGGUUUGGAAAAUAACAUUUUUUGCUGUGAAGUAGGGUCAUGAUUUGGAGAACAGGGCGGCACACCCUUCCCAAGAAUUCUUAGGAGCUACCCCCGGGUAUCAACUAUUACGCACUUUUAAACACGCUCAAAUUUUUCAUAAUAAUCGAUGACACUUCUUCCCGUUUGGUAUUCUUGAGAUACUCGCUAACAGUUUUUUGGUAAUGCUCCAUAGGAAACAGGCUGAAAAUCUUUUUGCGAAGCGUGACAUAUUUUAAACGUUGUAACCCUAACUUCCGGUUAAACUCAACUUUAAGCAGCUUGAGGUAAAGGUAAAGUUCACGUCUUUAAAAUGGCGUUUUGAGUUCGGCAAAGGGAAACUGUCCCUCCAAAAUUUUCAAUUUCUCUUGGGACUUACAAUCGCCCCAAGAAAAAUUGAAAAGAAAGCUCAUGCAAAAUUGUUAGGGGACGAGAAAGAAAAACCUGAAAAAAGGCCUGUUGCGUACUUACAUACUUUGAUACUUUUCGAAAUAUCUUAAUGGAUUUUUAUGGCUCUCACUCGCUUUUCGCUUGAAUGCUUUCUUUUAUUAUUAUUAUUAUUUUUUACGGUUUUUGUUUUUUUAGAUUUAUCUAUCCCUUUAUCGCUUUACUUUCUAUUUUUUGGCACUUUGAAAUGUUAAGAAAAAAGCUAAUUUUAAAACGUUCAGUAUUUACACUAAAAAGCACUAGCCCGGCUACGCCUCUCUGUAACCAGUUUUUCUGCCCUUUGGGAUAUCGUCCAAAGUUUUGGUAUAUGCGUCUCUCACUCUGUGCCUCCAAAAUUGCCUUUUGUUCUUAAUCCUUUAACCGGCAAAUUUACUGACAGGAAUUUUAUUUCUGGGAUUAUGCUCGUAUUUUGACUCCAACUUCUGUGUUUCAAUUCCUAACCCCCAUAACCUAUGUAGCAAAAUGUUCAGCACAAAACAGCCUAUCAAGUGAUAUACUCUAGCCUGUAAAUAGGUAUGUUUUAAUCCAAUUUCUUUUGUGAUUUUUUUCAAUUUCAACUUGAAAGUGACUACUGACGAAAAAUUGUUGCUUUCUUCGUAGCUACUAGCCAUUACAAUGCAACAAACAGUCUCAAUGCCACUAAUAACCAUACUGCUUCGCAUUCCCAGCUUUUUUGUGCUUGUAAACCUUUUUUGGACACUAAGAAAGUCUCAUUUCUACAGCUGAUUGAAAAAGAUGAAACAUUCAAGGGACUUUGUCUUGACUAAAUCGCUCAAAGUGGCAGAAACGAACGCUAAACGCCACUCGAUAGAAAUAACUCUAUUUAGACUUCAUAUAAAACACAAUGAAUACGGAUACCAUGGAUACAUGAUCCGAAGCGUUUCUUUACUACGGAUCUGAAAAAUCACAGGCCGCCCAGACGUAGUAUGUGUCAAAUGAAUAUAUUAAUAUUCACAUGGACAAAAUAGCAUAGGAUGAGUCGUCGAAACUCCAAUGAACUAAAAUAGUUCAAAAGUCAAAGUAUAACAAAACAAAGCUAAGAUACCUUUAACUGAACGUAUCCUUGUCUUUCCUGGCCGGUUAAAGUCGCAUUUUGUUGAGUUUUGCAAUUGUAGGUACUAUCCACUAAAGAAGAAUUAAAGGCUGGCUACAAAACAAACGGACCAUCUCCACGCGCCUUCACGCGAAGCGCUAUAAAUUCGAGAAUAAUCGACGAAUCCGCCCCAAAUUGCCAUCGGCUAAUAUGUAGGUAACGUGUGCUCCUGCUUCUUGCUCGCUGGCUCCACAAAACCCAUCGCAACUGCACAAUAAUCGCUCGCUCAUCAAAAACACUAUUGCCCUGUACGCUUCGAUAUGACCGCAAACUACCAGGUUUAAUACGCGACGUGAAUAUUCAAGCUUAGCGACCGCGUCUGCGCGACAAUGCAGUACUUGCUAUGGGAGGGAUGGUACUGUUGCUUCUAGGUCAGCUGUUUGUCAACACUGCUCAUCUCGAAGGCAAUUUUUGACCCCGAGGCAUGGAUUAAACGAUCGAUUUUGUCCGCUUUGUCCGGGUAAAAUUGGUAAAAACGCAAUACAAACAGGACCUGCACUUUUUUAGUUCACAGGGACAAACUUCGCCGGCGCGUCUUGCAAGACUUUAAUUUUCCAAUACAUAACUUGCAACUCAACAUAUUAUGUUGUUGCAAGAUUUGUCUUCAUUUGGCCCGUCAGAAGCAGUAUCCUUGAGCUAAUCGUCCAGAAUACAAUGAAAUGAUCAGCAAACUUACGAUAUUGUCAGCAGCCGUCUUCUUUUUUCCUCCGGGAUACUGGGAUAUUGUGGGUCGUCUCUAUGGGAAUGAAUGAAUAAUAAUCAUUUUUUGGAUAUAUUGUUUCUUUUCUUAACGAAAAAUCCUACUGAUCUUGGAUUUUAGUAAAGAAACGCACCCUUAAUUUGCAUUAUGCAACAACAGAUGUCUGCGCAAAUAAUUUUUUUUACCUCCGCUAGACUCGCUUUGAUUUCCGAAACUGCCAUUUUCUUGUGUUUGUUGUUGUGUUCUGAAGUUUUGCUUGUUUUUGUUUUCAUUGCUUUUCACGAAAACAAAUUGUUGAGACGAAUUACUAUGUCUUUCAUAAAUGUGGCUUUCAGCCUUUGGGUAUGGUAGUUAUAAAAUUUUGACCAUAAUUAUGCGCGGAUCUACACCGGUUCCACCGUUUUACGAAAAUCGGUCAGAUUUUUCAUGAUUAAAUAUAUUUUUCAUGAAAAACACUUUCCAAGUUAAAAUCUUGUCAAUACCCUGACUGAAUGACUCAGAAACCCAGGAAAGGUGACUUUAGGUAGCAAAAAUCCAAAAAAAUUCGCUAGGGUGCAUGCCCUCGCACCCCUCUAGAAGCUGGCGCCUUCGGCGCUCGUUUAAAAAAUCGGUUAGUAUUUACCCUAGAUCCACGCCUGAUAAUGUAUCACCUAUUAUAACUAGGGGUACCUUCCGGCAGGUGCCAACGAGGCGAAUUCGUUCAUCUUUUGUGGAAUGUGCCUAUCCAGAUCUUCGCGAUUUGUUGCAUAAUUUUAGAGGUUUACAAUGGAUUUCGCUAUAGAAAAGAAUGGCACUCAACUUUAGAAAAAAAACUUGGGUACAUUCUAGGCUUUCACCUCUAUAAAAAAAAUAACAACAUGGCUUGAAGCUUUGUUGUCUUUGUCGGUAAAUUGGUGCAAGUUAGCACUCAUAUUUUAUGGAAAUUCAAAACUAUAAACGUUAGAAAGUAGAAUAUAGUUCAAGUGAUGCCUUUGACUGUUAAAAUUUAGACCACGAGUAGUCCCCCAUUUUUCCUCAGGGAUAGUAGACCGUGCGAAACGCGAGCGCGCGUGAAAAUCACUCCACGCGAGAAAAGGCGACACGCGGCGGGGAGAGAGAUUUUCCUCUUUCCCUGCCGCGUGUCGCCUUUUCUCGCGUGGGGUGAUUUUCACGCGCGCUCGCGUUUCGCUCGCUCUACUAUCCCUAAGGAAAAAUGGGGGACUACUCGUAGUCUAGUUAAAAUUAAAAAUUAAAAUUAAAUUCCGCUCUUUCGUCAAUCAAAGGCAUCAUCGGGGAAAAGAAAAAUAUUCCGCAUUGUACUAUACAUAUGAAAAAGUUGUUGUAAGCAAAAUGUGUGAAAAGCGCAAGAAUGGGGCGGAAUGUAUCCGGAGGUAUAGAAAAAAAGCUUGAAUAAAAUACAAAGAUCUAAUGAGUGAGUGGCACAGGACAAAACCAAGAGUCUCUCGAAAGGAAAAAUGAUUCAAAGUGAUGGUCUUUAAUACAAAAGGUCCGCAAAUUCGUGGCAUUGCUCAUGGUAGUUUAGGGCUGUCUUCAACGUAAAUCGAGCUGCAAAAGGACACGCUGGUUGACAAAAAUCUCUCCAGGGGCAAAAAUAACUUCUAAAAAACAAAAGGUCCUCAAAUGCGUUGCAUUCCUCACGGGAGGCGAGGACCGGCUCAAUGUAAAUCGAACUGCGAAGAUCACGCUGGUUCUGAUAUUAAACUUUUCGAGAAUACAUCCCUAUUCCUUGAUUAACUAUCGCAUAGAAUUCAUAUUAACAAAGGAAAAGGUAAUACUGAAAACCCUGGUUCUGAAUCGAGAAGCGAACACGCUACCUCAAUAAAGUAAAUCGAGCUGCGAAGAACAAGCUGGUUGUGACAAAAAUUGGAGCGUUUACAAAAGCCUAAUAAAUUCCUAUAGCUGCUGCUUUAAACACAAUUUAUAAAGCAAAUCAGAGUACUAAUAGCCCUUUCAAACUAGAAAUCGUAUUAGAGCUUGCUCACCAGUUAGGGCCUCUUGAACAGAAAACGAACAGCUGCAAACGGGAUCACCCAAUUUCGAGCCACGAAUUGUAAAUACAAGAUCAUGACGUCACUGCCCAAAUAUGGGGUCUUACUUAAACCAAAAUAUGGUCAAAAAUGCAAAUUUUAGAGGUUUACGCAGAAUUUGAGAGUUUUUCCCCACAUUGCGCGGGAUUAUGAAACUGUCGCCGACGCAACGUCGCUUCUUAGCUCGGUUGCCUCGUUGGCAAAUAGUAAUAGUUGACACUAAAGCUGCCCCCCCUCUCUAUGUUGUCGGUCAAUCGUAUUCUUGAUCUUUGUGUAGUUCUUUGAAAUAUACCGAUUCAUAUUGAAGAUUUCCACACAUAUUCCAUGCAAUAGGUGAGAUAAAAACGGGAAACGCAAGAUUUUGUGAACUGAUUCAGGUCGAUUUACCCAGCUUUCAUCAAAACACCCAGCCAGUUUCGAGAAUAUUUUGGUUUAUUUUAUUCUAAACUACGGGAAAAGAUUUGAUUAGAAGUGGUAAUUUUCCAUAUUUGUCUUGCACUUUUUACAUACAGUUCAUUCCAUUAGCCGGAAAUUAAGCCUUAGAAAGAAGCUUUGAUCAAUUCACGCUCGCGCGUUCUUAGUCAUUUUUUUUAACUAUGGAGACAAUACUUCAAAAAAGACUUAUAGAAGGACAUCUGUAACCAGGAAAUCAUUGUGAAUACGUUAGUACAGAAUUUAAUUGUCGGCGAAUUUCGUUAAUCGUCCAUCGUUCUGCUAGUCAUAAGCUAGGCGUUGAUGCACUCGUUUGCAUAGGGAGUCUUAUUCCUCCAAAGAGAUUUGUGUCUGGCAAAUCGUUUCCAGUCAAAGAUUUGUAAAUGAUGAAGUCGUGUCUGGCAAACUCUCCAAGUGUUUUUAUACAUGUAUUACACAGUUACACGCCUCUUUUAACUUUAUCAGCGCUCAACGAGUGUCUUUUGGUCCAUAAAUUUCAAAACAGCUGCUUCAGAGAAUGUCACUGAACUCACAACGCAAAAAAUUAUCGGAACAAAAGAAAGCGUUUACAUAAGAAAAGAGUUCAAAUCCCACAGGAUAGUUUUGGAACACCAACAUGGCCGCCGUUUUACUGUUUUGGAACACCAAUAUGGCCGCCGUGACGUCAUGUGAAAACGCUCCAUAAGUGUCACAAAAUCCUAAGCGGUUGCUUCGGGCAAUUUUCUGUUUUACGUCAUGCUAACCAUUUCAUACUAUGCGGGCGUGAGCAAUAGAAGCGUCAUCAUUACCCAACGAUUCCAUGCGGCCCCUGAUCAAGCAAAUCGAGAUUUUUCACGGUAUACUGACUGCAUAUUUCAACUGUAAGUACUUUGAUAAUGCAAUGCGUACAUUUCGAAUUCGCAUCUUACACUUUCGUUCUUUUUUAACUGGAAUUGAAACGACGAAUACAUUCAUACACUACCGUAGGUCCCUCGUAAGUCUUACUCAAUUCCAGACCAAAAUGGGCAAAGUCUAUACCGGUUUUCAGACCAAAACGGCGCAAAAAUCUUACCCUUUGGGGCGGCACACACCUAUAUGGCUUGCAUAAAGGGGUAUUCCCCCUCCCCAGGGCCUUCACACUUAAGCUGAAAAGAGGGUCACUGUUUGACAGCUUAUCAAGUUAAACGGUGGCUUGUCACGCCCUCAGACCACAGGACAUAAUCAGUCUAGACCGAGAGUAUUUGUGAAUUUGUUUUUAUUUCUAGGUCACAGAACGACAUCCAAAGCCCGAAAUGACUCUUCUCGAAUAUGUUCGAAAUCAUUGUAUCCUUUGAUGCAAGAACGCGGCGUGGAAACUGGUUUUCCCUUUCAAUCAAAAAUAGCUAAAAAAUAAGAUCCAAGAAAAAAGGAUUUAAUUUUAUGAGAUACAGAAAAACAAAUAAUACUACUGGAGAGGAAAGCUGUGAAUUCAUAGGAAUGUUUACACCGAAUGAUUUUUUCUGCAGAAAAUCUGUAAAUUUUAGCACUGCAGUCUAAAAGGCCCUAAAAAAGCCGAAUUGAGUACUGUGCCAAAAAGAGUACGAGGCAUAAAUUAUGACAAAUUAUGAAAUACGAGAAUCGACACGGUGACAACAUGCAUGAAACGAUGAAGGCCUAACCUACUGAGAUGAGUUGAAAAUAUACGAUUGUAGGAAUUAAACGGCAGCUUUUUAAAGCCAAAGUACAAUCUAUUCAUUUCUUCAUUUAUUUGUUCCAGUAAAAUAUAUUUCUCGUCUAUAAAUCUGGUUUCAACAAACAUUCAGAUAUACCAGUUUUCAGCCAAUUUGAUCACAGUUACUCUGAAAUCCUUUGUUGCCUUACAAAGAACAUCUGUUAGGGUUAACACUCGUCGUAUGAAACUGCUUGUUUACUGGACGCAUUUUUAGUAGGCCCAUGUGAACGACUCCUUUCCUAUGUUUAAUAUGGCGGCGGUGAGUGACUGGGCCCAGAGGAUUUUGUAUUUUUUUUCCUUGCGGACCAAACUGAGCCGCGAGAUAAUUUGAUCAAACCUUAACAGUGAGAUACGUAGUGGGCUUGACAGGAACCAAACUUGGAUGCAGUGAAGGUGGAUGUGGGGCUUGUACUGUCAUGAUCUCAAGAUAUGAUCAUGCAAAACAAAAGAUA
Messenger RNA from Porites evermanni, 8591 nucleotides. NCBI's taxonomy places the organism in Eukaryota, Metazoa, Cnidaria, Anthozoa, Scleractinia, Poritidae. The record is from the annotation of a GenBank genome assembly.